Molecule: messenger RNA, 2611 nt
Organism: Dendronephthya gigantea
Lineage: Eukaryota; Metazoa; Cnidaria; Anthozoa; Malacalcyonacea; Nephtheidae
Product: E3 ubiquitin-protein ligase TRIM56-like
Exons: 4
Coding region: 140-1858 (572 amino acids)
Biological process (GO): positive regulation of DNA-templated transcription
Cellular component (GO): nucleoplasm; chromatin
Molecular function (GO): zinc ion binding; ubiquitin-protein transferase activity
Source: RefSeq, a predicted model, not a curated record
UCUGGAUUCCAAGAAUCAAAUUUCCGUGAACAAACUUAACCACAACUUUGUACUUUAAUUUGGCUAUCUUUUUUAUAAUGCGAUCGUUUCGUUGAAUUUAUUAAGCCAAGGUGCAAGUGAAGCUGAAGCGAGAAAGGCAAUGGCGAAUGAUUCACCCGACAGUGGUUCUGUUGAUGAAAUCACAGAUCUUCUCACUUGCUCAUUGUGCUCAAAUAUUUUACAUGAUCCAAAAAGCUUGACUUGUCUUCAUAAUUUCUGUAAAGGAUGCUUAGAAAAGUAUGUUGAACGUCUUCAUGGUGGUGACCAAAACAUUGAGACAUUUCCAUGCCCUAAAUGUCGCUUAGAGUUUACCUUUAAAUCACAUCAAGAUUUGGCUGAAAUGAGAAGUAAUUGUUUCAUCAAGAAUUUGCUGGAUAUUUUGGAGAUUCAACAGAGAGCCAAAAGUUCUACUGAAUGUUUCCGCUGCAAAGAUCCUGCCAUCAAACACUGUUCAUCAUGCGAAAUCUUCAUGUGUGACAAAUGUUCAGAAUGGCAUGACAUAUGGCCAGCUCAUAAACACCACAAUGUAUUAUCUGUAAAAGAACUAAGUUGUCCUAAAAGUCAAAUAAAAAUGAGAAGGAAGCUUCACUGCAUGAAACACAAGGAUAAAGUGCUGGAUUAUUUCUGUGAAAGUUGCAAGGAACUUUGCUGUAUUGACUGUGUUGUAUUAAAUCAUCAGAAACCAGACCAUUCAUGCGUGGCUAUGAGUGAAGUUGCACAGAAACAAAAAGAAACAUUACAAUCAAGCUGCUCAACGCUUGAUAAGAAAUUGUCGGAAGCAAGCGAAGCUUUGACUAAUAUUGAAAGUGUAAUGAAGUCUCUUGAAGAAAAUGCUAAAACUGCAAAAGAUAAGAUCAAAGAACAGAAGGAAAAAGUUUUGAAGAUUGUGACGGAAAAAGUUGAUGAGAGAACAAAGAAAAUGAACGAAGAAGUUGACAAGGCUUAUGAUGAAUUACACAGUGAACUAAACAAACAACAUGAUGAAAUUAAAGGUUAUCAUGACAAACUACAAGCUUCAAUGCCCUUGCCUAAAAGUCUCCUGAAGAGGGGAAGUAUUGAAGAAAUUCUUUCCUUGCAAAAACAGAUUGAUGAAAGUAUUAAAAAGUUGCAAGAAGAAAAGCCAGAUGAUCUAACAGCAGUCAAUGUUGGCGAUAUUCAGCAUGUACCUGGUGAUAUUGAUAAUAUCAAUGUUGAUGAAGUUGUUGAUAAAUUGGGACAUAUUGAAGAACAUAGUGGAUUUCUCAAUUUAAGAAAUUUGUCCAGUAUUUUGAAAGGAGAGAUUGCCUUCAUUAAACAACUUCAGAAAUGGUUGGGAGAGAAAUGUAAUUGGAAUCUUUGUUACCGUGCUUCAAGAGAUGGUUGGGGAGCCCAAAAUUUUCACGCCUAUUGUGACAAUAAAGGACCGACCGUGGUAUUGGUGAAAGCUAAUAAUUGUAUCUUUGGUGGAUACACUGACCAAACCUGGCAUCGCCAGGUUUAUUGUUAUGAGGAGGAUGACUAUUAUGAGGGAAAUUACAGGCAUUCGAACUGUUCAUUUCUGUUCUCUCUACGAAACAAAGUCAACCUUGGUCCAUUUAUUGCCAACAUCAAGCAAGGUCAGGAAGGAAAGGCAAUUUACUGUAAUAAUCCUAAUGGGCCAGUCUUUGGUGGAGGUAAUGAUCUGAACAUUUGUGACAGUCCCAACGUUAAUAAAUCCUACUGCAAUUUUGGAAGCACAUACCAACUACCUUCUGGUUAUACCUAUGCCAGUAAACGAGCAAAGAAACUUCUUGCUGGUCAGUACCAAUUCUUGACAACAGAAAUUGAAGUCUUCUAUUGACUGUUACCAAAUGAACAUAAAUCGAUUGCCGUUAAAGUAUUAUGCAUAAGUGAACCAGCUAGCCAAUAAUUAUUAUAGAAUCUAGAAAGUUAUAACAAAAAUAUUUAACAAACAGAUAACAUUGAACCGUUGUCUGUUCAGUUAUAGAUACACGGAUGACGUCAUUUGUGAUAAGAACAAAACAAAGUGGCCACGAACCGCCCGGGCGAGUUCUUAUCGCAAAUUACACGUCAAUGUUAACUAUUUGUUUAUAUAAUAAAAUGGGAAAAAAUUCCGAAAUUAAACAGGCAAAAAAUUUCCCCAACACUUGGAAAAUUGUCAAAGAAGAAAUUUUGUUUGUAACACGCGUGCAUGUACUAUUGGCUAGCUUAGGAUACGUCCUAAAAUGUGAUUAAGUGACAAAAUAAAACAAGACAUGACUGAUUAAAUUCAGGAUUAAAUUCGUUGAAAUUAUCUGUGAGGUCAUUCCGUGCGUCUAUCCUAUUAGGAUAAUUGUAAUACUUUAACAAGUCAUGCAAAUUAGUCUAUAGAGUAGAUUAGUAUAGCUAUAGCUAUAUAUAGAAAACAUUAUGAUUGGUAAAAGUCUAGCACAGAUUUUUUAUUGUUUUUUCCGCCUCUUGUAACAGCUUUGCACAGGUCAGCUGUUGUGAUGGGCCCAUAUUUCCUGUGAUUAGGACUGGGAAAAGCGGCAAUAAUGGUUUUAUUAUUAGGAGAACGUUAAACGCAGUUACAGAUUCUUUUUAAUAUUUUAAU